Molecule: messenger RNA, 1517 nt
Organism: Nycticebus coucang (slow loris)
Lineage: Eukaryota; Metazoa; Chordata; Mammalia; Primates; Lorisidae
Gene: SLFNL1
Product: schlafen like 1
Exons: 4
Source: RefSeq, a predicted model, not a curated record
AUGAUCCCCAGGAAGAGAUCAGCAUAAAUACAGGUGCAGGAGCCCCUCAUGGAGCCCCAGGGUGAGCAGCCCCUACGAGAGCUCCCCCCAGAAGAGUCCCUGCCCAAGGACUUGAGCCUCGAAGCAGCUCCCAGAAUGCACACUCUCUAUGUGGGCCAUCUGAACCCCCAGUUCUCAGUGCCUGUGCUCACGUGUCUGCUGCGAGACACCUUGGAGCGGCUUGAGCUACCCGUGGCACGGGAGCACAUUGAGGUGGUGAAACGGCCACGGAGGGCCUAUGCACUGGUGCAGGUGGCCACCCACAAGGCCACCCUGGCCUCCCUUCCCUGGCGCCUGCAGAUGGCCUCGGAGGAGCACCUCAUCUUCAAGGAGCUGGCAGCCCAUGGGAAGGAGCUGGUGCUGGGUGAGGGCCGGGAUCCCUUCAACCGAAGAGAGGAGAUCAGGGGCCAGGAGCAGCUCUUCCAGGGCGCCUUCCUGGGCAGUGAGACCCGCAACGUGGAGUUCAAGCGGGGUGGCGGCGAGUACCUGAGCCUGGCUUUUAAGCACCACGUGCGGCGCUAUAUGUGUGCCUUCCUCAACAGCGAGGGCGGCAGUCUGCUCGUGGGCAUUGAGGACAGUGGCCUGGUGCAGGGCAUCCGCUGCAGCCACCGUGACGAGGACCGCACACGCCUUCUGGUUGACUCCAUCUUGCAGGCCUUCAAGCCCCAGGUCUUUCCCGACGCCUACACCCUCACCUUCAUCCCGGUGGUUAGCACCUCCGCCACCAGCAUGCCCCUCAAGGUGAUCCGCCUGACCGUGCACACCCCUAAGGCCCAGGGCGAGCCGCAGCUCUACCAGACAGACCAGGGGGAGGUGUUCCUGCGGCGCGAGGGGAGCAUCCAGGGCCCCCUGUCCGCCAGUGCCAUCCAAGAGUGGUGCAGGCAGAAGUGGAUGGUGGAGCUGAGCAAGCUGGAGGAGAAGGUGAAGGUGCUGACAGUGGAGAAGGAGCAGCUCCAGCAGCAGCUGCAGCGGCACUGGCCCAUCUCCUGCACCUGCUGUGUCCUGUGAGGGCCUAGCGGGCAGGACGUUGCUGUGCUUUCCACAGGGACAUGCAGGAAUUUCCUUUUUGAGCCUAAAUCCUGCCAAUAAAAUCCACCUGGGCCACUCAGAGGUGAAUGGGAGCUCCUUUAACACUGCACCUGGGCUGGUCCCAUGGCUUCAACCCUAAGCAGACUCUGGUCUCUGUGGCUAAGAAAUUGCUCUCAGCACUAUCCUCAAGGAAUCUUACUUUCGACAAGAACUUGUAAAACCCUGGCCAAGGCUACCCUAGGGCUGAGCUGUAAGGGAUAGGCUAUCUCCCUAAAAUGCUCAUUUGGCCCACGCUGGGGUCCGUGACUCCAGUUGGCUAGACAGUGCCAGAAAGGAUUUGUCAUCUUGGAGCCCCUUGCAAAUGAUGAGACAUAUUCAGUGACUGUCAUUACAGGGCAAACAGGCCACCCUGCAGCCCCCACCCCUGACUUGCUGGGAACUUGUGUCUG